This is a messenger RNA of Coprinopsis cinerea okayama7#130, 1062 nucleotides long. Its product is annotated as Spo11. NCBI's taxonomy places the organism in Eukaryota, Fungi, Basidiomycota, Agaricomycetes, Agaricales, Psathyrellaceae. Gene Ontology annotation, molecular function: ATP binding; DNA topoisomerase type II (double strand cut, ATP-hydrolyzing) activity; DNA binding. Gene Ontology annotation, biological process: meiotic DNA double-strand break processing; reciprocal meiotic recombination; meiotic DNA double-strand break formation. The transcript is spliced from 12 exons. Bases 1 to 1062 code for a protein of 353 amino acids. The record is from RefSeq and is a predicted model, not a curated record. Gene Ontology annotation, cellular component: nuclear chromosome.
AUGGACGUAUUCAAGGACGACGUGUUUUGGGAUAUUAACACGGCCAGAGACCCGGUGUCCGUCCUAUAUGCUGUGGAAGAAUCAGAAAGGACUGAUCCUAUGGGCGAUUCUGGCCCAUACGACGACUUUGAAGAACUUGGAGAUGGUGAGGAAGAGAAGUGGCCGACUAGCAAACAAGGCUCUGAAAGCGAAGUCGACCUUGAGGAGGAGCAAAUUGACGUUGUCAAGUGCAUUGAGGACAUGGUUCUCUCAUUCUUGAAGCAGAUUGAAGCCUGCGGCGCUGUUAUAUUAGAUGAUGCUCAACUAUUCAGAGUCCUGGACAUAAUGCACGAGGGGCUUGUGACUGGCACGCCCACGACGAAACGAGAUAUAUAUUACAAGGACGUCGCACUAUUCGGCCGUCAGUCAGUCGUAGACACAUUAGUGGACGACCUUGCGGCAACAUGGGGUACCCAGCGAUGCGAUUUAAAUGUGCCUUCCAACAUACCCGCCGGGGAAGACAUUGAAUCGUUUGGGGUCGACGAAGACAUCGCGUGGGUAUUGGUUGUAGAGAAGGAGCUGACUGCAACGAAGGGGAAAGGCUACCCAGAUAUCGCAACCCGGCAUCUGGUCAAAUCGCUUGGAGAUGCGCUCCCUAAGCACGUAGCUCUCGCUGCGCUUGUCGACUGUGAUCCAUACGGAAUCGACAUCCUGUCGGUCUAUCGAUAUGGGAGCCAAAGCAUGAGGCACGAGAAUGACACGCUGGCGACGAGACGCAUCAAAUGGCUAGGCCUGCGGAUAAGUGAAGUCAUGGAAUGGGACCUGGACCCAUCUCUACUUCUGCCUCUCACAGAUUAUGACGAGAACAAGAUUCGGUCUAUGCUGAAGCGACCACAUCUUCCUCGACGUUGGCGGGAUGAGCUAGAGGCAACUCAGGCUCGAGGUCGUAAGGCAGAAAUUGAGGUGCUUUGCUCCUUGCCCCGUGAUCAAGCCUUACGUAUUGGAGUUGGAGAUUCUAUGAACAAUCCACUGCUUGCCUAUGUGGAACAGAAAUUACAUUCUCUCAUUAGCCGCGCCAGCUAG